Messenger RNA from Eimeria acervulina, 1164 nucleotides. RefSeq lists its product as hypothetical. The transcript is spliced from 3 exons. NCBI's taxonomy places the organism in Eukaryota, Apicomplexa, Conoidasida, Eucoccidiorida, Eimeriidae. Bases 1 to 1164 code for a protein of 387 amino acids. The record is from RefSeq and is a predicted model, not a curated record.
AUGUCUUGCGGUGUCCACUGCAGCAGCAGCAGCAGCAGCAACAGCAGUCACUGCACCAGCAGCAGCAACAACAGCAGCAGCAGCAACUGCAGCAGCAACAACUGCAGCAGCAGCAGCAGCAGAACCAACUGUAGCAGCUUUAAAUGGAAGCUGGGCAUUGAGCACGCUGCUGCUGCUGCUUCGCAGCUGCUGCACUUAGGAUAUCACGUCGGUAUGGUGCUGCCUCUACUCGCCAUAUACGGACGGUUAGCUGCUCUGGGUUUGUCUCUUUCUGUCGGCAUAGAGCAGCUGCUGCAGCAGCAUGCGGAGCUGCUGCAGCAGCCGUUGCUGCGGCAGCUAUUCCAGCCUCAGCUUCCUGCUGCAGCAGCAGAAGCAGCAGCAGCAACAAAAGCUGUUGCUGCUAUGGCGCUUGCUGUAUCACGUGGGGCCAACUCAAGUCGUUCUCCAGGUGUACGUACACCUGAAAGUGCUGCAGCAGCAGCAGCAGCAGCAGACGCAGGUGCUGCUGCUGUGCUGCUGCAGUGGUCAGAAUCCUGUAGGGCUGCAUGCGAAGGCGCAGCAGCAGCAGCAGCAGCAGCAAAGACGCCGAAAGGUGCUGCCGGUCCAGCAGCAGCAGCAGCAGCAGCAGCAGUCGCAGCAGCAGCAAGGCAGCAGAAGCACACGGAAGCAGCAGGAGGCUCACAGCGAGGAGUUCUCAGCAGCAGCAGCAGCAGCAGCAGGACGCUGCCGAAGCAAUUUGUUGAAUUUGCUGUCUCCUCUGGGCCUCGCGCCGUUACUCGCAGCAUAACAGAAGAAGCUGUAGCACGCGAAUGGGCAGCAGCAGCAGCAGCAGCAGCAGCAGCAGCAGCAAAAUCUGCUGGUUCUGCUGCAAGAGAUGAAGUACAUGAUGACCCCCUCAUCGAUCCUGUCUAUGCUUUUGAACCGGAGUCGGUUUGGAGCUCCCACAGCAGCAGCAGCAGCAGCAGCAGCGAGAGCAGCAGCAGCUCGCUGCACCAUCUCGCUGCAGCAGCAAAAACCGCUCUUGAGGAAGCAGAAGAAGCAGCAGCAGCAGCAGCAGCAGCAGCAGCAGAAGAUGAAUGCUUCGGAGCCCCCACCACUCUUUGCGAAGAUGACGAGGACCUCCAAACCGCCGACAGCGCAAUAUCGGAUGAGACCUGCAGCUAG